Molecule: messenger RNA, 3691 nt
Organism: Rattus norvegicus (Norway rat)
Lineage: Eukaryota; Metazoa; Chordata; Mammalia; Rodentia; Muridae
Gene: Ap5z1
Product: adaptor related protein complex 5 subunit zeta 1
Exons: 17
Coding region: 53-2476 (807 amino acids)
Cellular component (GO): lysosome; AP-5 adaptor complex
Source: RefSeq, marked validated
CGGAAGCCCGCGACAACAUUUCGGUCGCCGGUGGGCUUGGGGCUGUGGCGGCAUGUUCUCGGCGGGCGCGGAGAGUCUGCUGCACCAGGCCAGGGAGAUCCAGGAUGAGGAGUUGCAGCGCUUCUGCUCCAGGGUCACUAAGCUGCUGCAGGAAGCCCCAGGGCCGGCCACUGUGGAUGCCUUACAGAGACUCUUCCUCAUAGUCUCAUCCACCAAGUAUCCCCGGAGGCUGGAGAAAGCGUGUGUGGACCUGUUGCAGACCACUCUCUGCUUGCCCACAAGCCCUGAGCAGCUGCAGGUCCUUUGUGCUGCUAUCUUGAGAGAGAUGUCGCCUUUUAAUGACCUGACCCUGUCCUGUGAUCACACCCAAAACACCCGGCAGCUUAGCCUUGUGGCCUCUGUGCUCUUGGCCCAGGGAGACAGGAACGGAGAAAUCAGACAAGUGAGCCAACGCAUCUUCAAGAUCCUGGAGAACCGGCAGCCUGAGGGGCCCAGUGUCAGGCCCCUCCUCCCCGUCCUGUCCAAGGUCAUUGGCCUUGCCCCAGGCAUCCUCGUGGAAGACCAGACCAACCUGCUCAGCAAAAGGCUGGUAGACUGGCUCCGCUACGCCAGCAUCCAGCAAGGGCUUCCGUAUUCAGGGGGCUUCUUUUCUACGCCCAGGACCCGGCAGCCAGGUCCCAUCACCGAGGUGGAUGGAGCAGUGGCUUCUGACUUCUUCACGGUACUCUCCACGGGCCAGCACUUCACAGAGGACCAGUGGGUGAACAUGCAGGCCUUCUCCAUGCUGAGGAAAUGGUUGCUGCACAGCGGCCCCGAGGACCCUGGCAGCCCAGAUGCAGAUGACAAGUCAGAGCUGGAGGGCUCUAUGCUGUCUGUGCUCUCCGCGGCCUCCACUGCGAGCCGACUGCUGCCCCCUCGGGAGCGGCUGAGGGAGGUGGCCUUUGAAUACUGCCAGCGCCUGUUGGAGCAGAGUAACCGGAGAGCGCUGAGGAAGGGGGACUCGGACCUACAGAAAGCCUGCCUGGUGGAAGCUGUGUUGGUGCUAGAUGUGCUGUGCCGGCAGGACCCCUCCUUCCUUUAUCGUACCCUCUCCUGCCUGAAGCCACUGCACAGGAGGCUGGGCGAAGACCCUGGCAGCGAGCGGGCUCUGGUGCCUCUUGCCCAGUUCUUCUUGAACCACGGGGAGGCGGCCGCCAUGGAUGCAGAAGCCAUCUACGCGCAGCUGCUAGGCAGUCUCCCUUCUGAGCGCUUCCACAGCCCGACUCUGGCCUUCGAGGUCAUACACUUCUGCACGCACAACCUGGCUCUGUUCGACCCCCACUUUCUCAGCCUUCUCCGGCUGAGCUUCCCAAAUCUAUUCAAGUUCCUGGCUUGGAACAGCCCUCCGCUCACAGCCGAGUUUGUGGUACUCCUCCCUGCUCUCGUGGAUGCUGGAACUGCUGUGGAGAUGUUGCAUGCCCUGCUUGACCUGCCCUGUCUGACUGCUGCCCUGGACCUACAGCUCAGGUCCACACAGACCCCGUCGGAAAGGCCGCUUUGGGAUGUCUCCCUCAGGGUCCCUAGCUGCCUGGAGGCCUUCCAGGACCCACAGUUCCAAGGACUCUUCCGGCACCUGCUUCGCACCAAGGCCAGCGGCUCCACCGAGAGACUGACGCCACUUCAUCAGGUGCUGAAGCCCAUGGCCAGCUGUGCCCGGGUAGCCCAGUGUGUGGAGGCAAUUCCUGUCUUGCUCCAGGCUUUCUUCUCAGCUGUGACCCAGACUGCCGACGGGCCCCUCAUCAACCAGCUGGCACUGCUGCUCCUGGAGAGAAGUGACUCCCUCUACCCAGUCCCUCAGUAUGAGGCCCGUGUGCACAGGGUGCUGAGCUCCCAGCUCCUGGUGCUGUGUAAGCUGAAACCAUCACUGGUGGUGGAACUGUCCCGAGAGCUUCUGGAGUUCGUGGGGAGCGUGAGCAGCAUCCGCAGCCGAGCCAGCAUGUUCACCUGUGUGGUGUGGGCCAUUGGUGAGUAUCUGUCGGUGACCUGCGACAAGAGGUGCACAGCAGAGCAGAUCAACAAGUUCUUUGAAGCCCUGGAAGCCCUGCUGUUUGAAGUCACCCAGUCCCGCCCCUCAGCCGACUUGCCCUGCUGUCCCCCAGAGCUGGUCACUGCACUCAUGACCACAUUGACCAAGCUAGCCUCCCGGAGCCAAGACCUGAUCCCAAGGGUGUCACUGUUCCUGUCAAAAAUGCGGACCCUGGCCCAGAACCCAGCCACCAGCUCUAUGCACAGUGAGGAGGAUACAGAAUCCAUCCGGAUCCGGGCUACAGAGCUGCUAACCCUACUGAAGAUGCCCAGUGUGGCCCAGUUUGUGUUCACACCCACCGUGGGCGUGUGCCAGCCCCGCUACCACCAAGACACCAACGUGGCCCUGCCUCUGGCUCUGCGUACGGUCAGCCGACUGGUGGAGAAGGAGGCUGGCCUCUUGCCAGGUUGAAGGGACAGUCACCACCUAAACAGUGGCUUCAGCUGAAGAGCCUGGGCAGUCGAUGAUAAUAGAGCUCAGCUGCAGGCUCAGGUAGCUCGUGAGGAGCAGGAGGGAGGCGGACAUGGCUGUGAGGUUGGGGUCACCAGCCCCUGGGUAUGAGUCAUCCCUCCUUGUCUCUGUGGCUGGCUGUAGUCAGCCUUGACAGCUGAUAAGUGACUGAGUGUUAACUUCCUAGGCCGAGCACAAAUGGCCUGGUCUGCUUCUGCUGUUACUCAUUUCUGAACUUGGGGGCAGGGAGCAGUGUAGGAAAAAUAAACUGUAAAAAAUGAUGUAUGCUGGGCAAUGGGGGCACAUGCCUUUCAUCCCAGUACUCAGGAGAAACAGAGACAGGCAGAUCUGAGUUUGAGGCCAGCCUGGUUUACAGAGUGAGCUCCAUGACAGCCAGGGUUACACAGAGAAUCCCUGUCUCAAAAAAUUAAAAAGAAAAAAGAAAAAAAAAAGAAAGAAUUACUUAAUAUUUAUGUGUAGGUGUUUGCACACACCACAGCGCACACGGGGAAAUCAGGAGACAACUUCGGUGAUCAGUUCUCUCCUUCAGCCAUGUGGGUCCUGGCUGAUUGCCUGACUCAGUGACAAGUGCCUUUACUUACAGAGCCAUUUUACCUGCCCCCAAGUAAACUUUCCAAUGCUGUGUACAGCCCAGACCUCUGCCUUCCUCAGGCUGGGAGAUCACCAGGGAGCCUGACCAUGGUCUGCUGCCCUUCCCACACUGCCCUCUGUGGAGGGGGGUCCCUGGGUCUCCUGUUUGCUUCCUGUGUUCUUGAUGUGACAGAAAUAACAUGCUCUGGAGCUGAAGCUUUGCCACUAAGCCCUACAUUUAAUCCCCAGUGUAACAUGGUGAUGCAUACUGUAAUCCCAGAAGGUAGAGGCAGGAAGGUCAGAAGUUCAAGGUCAGCCUAGGCUACAGAAGAAAUUGGGCUGGGAAGACUUCUCAGCACAUAAAAGCCCUUGCCCUGAUGACACAGGGUUGUCCCCUAGAUCACAUGUGUGAAGCCACAGACCAUGGUGUGUGUGUGCACCUGUGGAGACAGCAUCAAAGCUCAAAGGCUUGCUAGAGCAGUGGAAGGACGAAAUGGAAGGCAAGAACUAACUCUCAACGCAUGCUGUGCCUUGGUCACACGAGACAUUUUAAUCUAAAUAAAGCUCAAGGUGUAUUCAUGAGGG